AUGCAUGAAGAAUUGAAGCAACAGGAUCAUUCAUUUAUUUCAACUAAGAAUGUUCAACGUUCUUAUGUAACGAAAAAACAUCAGAAAUGCGCUACAUCUGACAAUGUUAGUUCGCAAUGUUUUAUUGAACCCUCAUUAGUUGUCCCAACUGGUAUAAGACGUCGUGGUCCUAAAAAGAAGCCAGAUUCACAAGAACGUGUCGUUAGAAUGAAAAUGAGACGAGCUAGAGCUAAUGCACGUGAACGUAGCCGAAUGCAUGGAUUAAAUUCAGCAUUAGAUGCCUUAAGACAACACAUACCAUCUGCUUUAAUCGGUGGAUAUAUUUCCUUUGAUCUUGAUAAAAAAGAUGACACAACUAUCUGUACUACUCAUACCAAUCAAAAACAAAAUGAAAGUAAUAAAUUAUUCUCGAAAAAUCAUCAAACCAACAAUCCAAUAGAUCAAAUAAACAACAAUAAUAAUGUGAAUAAUUUUCAUCAAUUUGGUCAAAAAUUAAGUAAAAUUGAAACGCUUCGUUUAGCUUGUAAUUACAUUGGUCUUUUAGCUUCAAUAUUAAAUGAUAUACACUUUGAAUCGAUAACAGAUAUUAUAAAAUAUUUAUGUCAUGGUUUGUCACAGAUAACGACUAAUCAGAUUGCAGCUGCUUUACAAAGUGAUCCUUCUAGAUUAAUGAAGCAUCAUGUAUCUGAUAGUAAUGAAAAUAAGUUACCAUAUGAUCAUUCUUACAAAUCGUCAUCAUCUACUUCAUCAUCACCAAUUGAUGAUGAUGAUGAUGUUAAUCAUACAAAAAAAAUUCAACAAAAUGUUAUAAGGUCAAAUUUAUUACAAAAUAAAUUGACCGAUGAACAAUUAAUGAACCAUUUAGAUUAUUAUUAUUAUUCAAAUAAUGUUUCAUUGACCAUACCAACUAAUCAGUCUACAUCAAUUUCAAAUGUUAGUCAACCUGUAGGAAAUUGUUCAUCAAAUUGUACAGAAUUAUUAAAAUCUCAAAUGAUCUAUUAA
Messenger RNA from Schistosoma mattheei, 1002 nucleotides. Lineage: Eukaryota; Metazoa; Platyhelminthes; Trematoda; Strigeidida; Schistosomatidae. The record is from the annotation of a GenBank genome assembly.